This is a messenger RNA of Mycena indigotica, 1557 nucleotides long. RefSeq names its product Carbohydrate esterase family 15 protein. The record is from RefSeq and is a predicted model, not a curated record. The transcript has 16 exons. Gene Ontology annotation, cellular component: extracellular region. Gene Ontology annotation, molecular function: hydrolase activity, hydrolyzing O-glycosyl compounds; cellulose binding. Gene Ontology annotation, biological process: carbohydrate metabolic process. NCBI's taxonomy places the organism in Eukaryota, Fungi, Basidiomycota, Agaricomycetes, Agaricales, Mycenaceae. Bases 1 to 1557 code for a protein of 518 amino acids.
AUGAUGCCAAGACGUCACGCCGUGACCCUCAUUGCUCUGCACCAUCAUCUGGAUUCCGGUGUCAGCGUUCCUGAGCACGGGCUGCGGGGCCCCGGCCAACAUGGUCUGGGGUUUCAACACGUCGUUCACAUCCUCGAGCGGCCCGCGUCGUCCAGAUGGCAGGCGGUCUAUGGCUUGGGGACGGUGAAUCUCCGUAUUUCACCCGAAGAAGGAAGUGCGAAUCGACCCAAGCGUGGUGUCUACGCAGACUCAUGCGAGUGGAAUCGUUGCCCUCCUGCGCGGAGAGCUCGGAGCCGCCCAUCUCUGCAACGUGACUGCGCCAGUUUCCGCACAGCAACCGCGCCAUCUCGUGUCGCACCGAGCUUUUGCCAAGGUCUACCCAACAUGCGGCUGUCAUUUGCGUCGGUCUUACUCGCCAUUACGCUUGUCUCUGGCGCAGUUGUUGAGCAAGAAAAGCGGCAGGCAGCAACCAGCAUCGACGCCCUGUUCCGCGCAAAGGGGAAGGCUUUCCUGGGCGUUGCUGCCGACCAAGGUCGUCUCAGUGUUUCUCAAGAUGCUGCCAUUACCAAGGCCAACUUUGGCGGCGUCACCCCUGAAAACUCGAUGAAGUGGGAUACCAUUGAAGCUUCGCGCGGCUCAUUCAAUUGGGGCCAAUUCGAUUACCUUGUUAACUGGGCGCAAACCAACAACAAGCUCAUCCGUGGCCACACUUUCGUAUGGGCGCAGCAAUUGCCCUCUUGGGUAACCGCAAUCAACGAUGCUUCGACGUUGACAUCGGUGCUGCAAAACCACAUCACACAAGUUAUGACACGGUACAAGGGCAAAAUGUAUGCCGUUGACGUUGUCAACGAGCACAUUAACGAAGACGGCUCGAUAAAGAGCACGCACUGGACACAAGUCCUCGGCAACAACGUCUUCACCAUCGCGUUCCAGACAGCGCGCCAGGUCGACCCCAGCGUCAAGCUGUACAUCAACGACUACAACCUGGACUCCAAUAAUGCCAAGGUCGCAGGCAUCGUCAAGCUCGUCAACCAACUCAACUCCGGUGGAACUAAGCUUGUCGACGGUAUCGGCACCCAGAUGCAUCUUAGUGCUGGUGGCUCGAGCGGCGCACAAGCUGCGCUUACCGCUCUUGCUGCGGCAAACGUUGAUGUCGCCAUUACCGAGCUUGACAUCGCCAGUGCGCCAGCGGCCGACUACACCAACGUUGUCAAGGCGUGCCUUAACGUCCCCAAGUGUGUCUCCAUCACUGUCUGGGGUGUCCGCGAUACCGACUCGUGGCGCGCCUCCACAAACCCGCUCCUGUUCGACUCGAACUGGCAACCCAAGGCGGCUUACACUGCUAUCGCCAACCUCCUUGCGCAGGGCGGCACCACUACCACGACACAAGGCAAUGGCGGAGGCACGACCACCACAACCAGCAAGCCGCCUACCGGCACCGGAGGCACCCAGCAGCAUUGGGAUCAGUGCGGUGGCGAGGGUUGGACUGGAGGAACCGUGUGUGUGUCGCCUUACGUUUGCACGGUCUCGAACCAAUGGUAUUCGCAAUGCCUGUAA